Messenger RNA from Myotis daubentonii (Daubenton's bat), 2682 nucleotides. RefSeq names its product shisa family member 2 (gene SHISA2). The record is from RefSeq and is a predicted model, not a curated record. Lineage: Eukaryota; Metazoa; Chordata; Mammalia; Chiroptera; Vespertilionidae. Gene Ontology annotation, biological process: negative regulation of Wnt signaling pathway; negative regulation of fibroblast growth factor receptor signaling pathway. Gene Ontology annotation, cellular component: endoplasmic reticulum.
GUCAGCAGCCCGGCGUCGUUGGCUCCCGGGACGUCGCGGCAGAGGGCCGUGGGCACUCACUGAGAAGAGUGACGCGAUCCCGGCCCGAGCACCCCUGGGACGGGGUCUCGGGGGCCACGACUUCCUGAAGACCGCGCAGCGCUCCCUGGAGACGCGCGGCCCGCGCCCAGGGUGCCAUGUGGGGCGGACGCCGCCCGCCCGCCGCCGCCUCCCGGGUCCCCGCUUCACUCCUGCAGCUGCUGCUGGCCGCGCUGCUGGCGGCGGGGGCGCGGGCCAGCGGCGAGUACUGCCACGGCUGGCUGGACGCUCAGGGCGUCUGGCACGUCGGCUUCCAGUGCCCUGAGCGCUUCGACGGCGGCGACGCCACCAUCUGCUGUGGCAGCUGCGCGUUGCGCUACUGCUGCUCCAGCGCCGAGGCGCGCCUCGACCAGGGCGGCUGCGACAACGACCGCCAGCAGGGCGCCGGCGAGCCUGGCCGUUCGGACAAAGACGGCUCAGACGGCUCGGCAGUCCCCAUCUACGUGCCAUUCCUCAUCGUUGGGUCCGUGUUUGUCGCCUUCAUCAUCUUGGGGUCACUCGUGGCCGCCUGUUGCUGCAGAUGUCUCCGUCCUAAGCAGGAGCCCCAGCAGAGCCGGGCCCCUGGGGGGAACCGCUUGAUGGAGACCAUCCCCAUGAUCCCCAGUGCCAGCACUUCCCGGGGGUCGUCCUCCCGCCAAUCCAGCACAGCUGCCAGCUCCAGUUCCAGUGCCAACUCCGGAGCCCGGGCGCCCCCAACAAGGUCACAGACCAACUGUUGCUUGCCUGAGGGGACCAUGAACAACGUGUAUGUCAACAUGCCCACGAACUUCUCUGUGCUGAACUGUCAGCAGGCCACCCAAAUUGUGCCCCAUCAAGGGCAGUAUCUGCAUCCCCCAUAUGUGGGGUACACGGUGCAGCACGACUCGGUGCCCAUGACUCCUGUGCCUCCUUUCAUGGACGGCCUGCAGACGGGUUACAGGCAGAUUCAGGCCCCCUUCCCUCACACUAACAGUGAACAGAAGAUGUACCCAGCUGUGACCGUGUGACUCAAGGUGCUAACUGGGUUCCACUACAAGACUGAGGAAAACGGAAGCUAUAGACUUGGCAAAGAUUCUCAAAGUGGCAGUCCAUGCAUGUUGGGGUGUUCAUGGCACAAUCAUUUGGAUAGUUUCAUUGGCCCCCAAACUGUGAAAACAUCUCUCUCUGAAUUAGCUUUUUGCGGAUGUUUUAUCCCAGUGCAUGAUUGAUUUAUGAUGGAAAAGGACAUCACCUGGAGAUGCUAUGUUGUUACUGAUGGUUGUAUGACAAAUGCUUGAGCCCUUAAGUGCCCUUGAGGUAUGGCUGUCAAAAGAAUUUUGUAAACAGAUGAUUAAGGGUGUUUAUUAUAUUGUUAUUAUUAUUAUUGUUUCUUUUGUUUUUUUACUGUACACAGUCAGAAUACCUGUUCCUUGCCUUUUACCUGGGUAAGUCUUUUAUAAGCAUCCAAGGUUUAGGGGAAGAUAUUAAGAACACAAUUAUUAUCAAAGGAAAUACAAUUUGAACUCCAUGAGAUUAGUCAUCAAUCUCAGUAUUUCAUAGGCAUUCUUUCUUUCAUUGUAAAAAGAUAUAUAAAUUGUCUAUUUUUGUCUAUUUUGUGCUUUCUUACUUUGUGUAGAGAUCUUAUUACAAAGUGAUUUUCUACAUUAAAAAGAGACUGAAAGAAAUUGUAUAGUUACUUAACUAAUGACAUUUCAAAAUUCUGGGGUUUUAAUCUUGAAGUGGUGGAUAGUGUAGUAAUAAAGCCAUUCAUCCCCUUCUUGAUUGUAUCUUCUAAUUUUCCAACUUUACAGUGACAUCUGAGAAGUAAUCAGAUUUUUUUUUAUGUUGAAAUUAUAAUCUAUCACCUGCUACUUCUACAAAUUACGUAUGGCUUGGCAUUUCUUUCUAUUUGGUUUCUAGAUCCCGAUGUCUGUAUAGGACCGAGUGCAGGUAAUUACGGUCUUAUAAAUGAAGAUCAUCAUUUCUGCCUAGAACUGAUAAAACAUUUCUUGUUUCCCCUAUAAAUUUCAAAGAAAUGCUUUAUAAAGGUUGAGUAUAGCUUCUUAGCCAUAAUCCAAGAUUUUGGAUGAAAUUUAAACCACAAAUAUAAUUUACUUUGCAAAUAAUAAGGCUUUUUAUACUCUCAUUAUCAAAAUGGCUUAUUUUCCAGGCAAGAGGGACUAUUAAAUCAAGAGAAAAGCUUUUCAAAGAGAUACUGCCUUUCUUUCCCCACAAAGUUCUUGUUUUUCUCGCCUAGUCCUCAGCAAGCACUAUAUUCAUUACCAGUGUUCUGAAUUAUGAGAUUCAAGUGAAUUUGUGUAUUGUUUACUUAUAAGAAGUAAGUUUAAGUAUGUGCAAGUAAAUUUCCAACUGCUAGCAAAACCAAGAUUUGUAAUUAAACCAUUAUAAGGUUGGUCUUUUACACAUUUAUGCCAAUAUCUAUUAUCUUUCAUCUACCUUACCUAUCACCUACUAUCUAUCUACCUACCUAUCUUUCUAUCUAUCUAACAUCUAUCUCAUGACUGAAUAAUGUAAAACCACUGUUGGCAAUUGGUAUCUGUAAAGAUACUCAAUCAAACAUUUUUAAAAACCAAAGGCAGGGGAAAAUAAUUUUACUUAAUAAAUAUUUUAUGGUAUGAAUUCCUA